Messenger RNA from Polyodon spathula (Mississippi paddlefish), 5374 nucleotides. RefSeq names its product MAGUK p55 subfamily member 7-like. Gene Ontology annotation, molecular function: protein binding. Gene Ontology annotation, biological process: protein localization to adherens junction. Lineage: Eukaryota; Metazoa; Chordata; Actinopteri; Acipenseriformes; Polyodontidae. The transcript has 21 exons. Gene Ontology annotation, cellular component: cell-cell junction; plasma membrane. The coding region runs from base 430 to 2235 and encodes 601 amino acids. The record is from RefSeq and is a predicted model, not a curated record.
CUAGCUGGUUCCAGUGACUGAUUGAGGGACUAAUAAUGGGCGUCUCAGUUUAGGUCGUGUCGGAAAACAAGGAUGCGGUUGCUGUUUAGUUAGGGGAAAAAACACUCGGGAAGGGGAAGGUCUCUUGGAAAAGAAAAGAAAAAAAGACCUUAGAUCGAGUUUUUCUGCAGGCUUCCAAAACGGGGAGUAGACCAGCAGAAGACAGGAACGCACGCAGGAAGCCAAGGUUGCUGUUCGGUGCUGAGAGGGAUAGUAGGAGAACUCUACUGUAGACUCCAUGUUACAGGAUUGCACAAGGGGCUGCUGCAAAUGGCCUAAAUCUUCGCUGAGACAACUUGGCGAAGAGUGGUUGAACAGAAAUUGAAUACUGCUUUCUGGCUAUUGAGUGUUACUCUGGCAGUCCUGUGUGAUAUUCCGCAGGCAGGAAUCAUGCCAGCGUUAUCAACUGGACCUGGAAAUGACACAGAUCUGUAUGAACUGCUGGCUGCCUUGCCUUCUCAGCUCCGGCCACAUGUGGACAGGCAGGAAGACCAGACCUUCCUUCGAGAUAUGUUUGGUGAAAAAAGUCUCCAUUCCCUGAUGAAGAUUCAUGAGAAGCUCCAGCAGUUUGAGAAGCAAUGCCCAUCACCUGUCCUUCACACUGCAGCCUCCUUAGCGGAUGAUCUGGCUGAGGAUCUGCAGAGCAAGCCAAUGGACAGCGAGACUCGAGAGCUGCUGAAGUUGCUGUCCAGACCGCAUGUCAAGAGUUUGCUUUCUGUCCAUGACACAGUAGCUCAGAAGAGCUAUGACCCAGAAUUGCCUCCUUUGCCAGAUGAUAUUGAUGAUGAUGAAGAUUCAGUGAAGAUUAUCCGCCUGGUCAAGAAUAAGGAGCCACUAGGGGCAACAAUAAAAAGAGUUGAAAACACAGGAGCUGUUGUUGUUGCAAGAAUAAUGAGAGGAGGCGCCGCUGACAGAAGUGGUCUAAUCCAUGUGGGGGAUGAGCUGAGGGAAGUGAAUGGAAUUCCUGUGGAGGAUAAGAAACCUGAGGAAAUCAUUCACAUUUUGGCCCAGUCACAAGGGGCAAUAAUAUUUAAGAUCAUACCAGGCAUCAACGAGGACACAAACAGCAAGGAGCCCAAGAUGUUUGUCAGAACCCUUUUUGACUAUGAUCCUAAUGAGGACAAAGCGAUCCCAUGUAAAGAAGCUGGGCUUCCUUUCAAAAAGGGAGAUGUCCUUCAGAUCAUGAGCCUGGAUGAUGCAACCUGGUGGCAGGCCAAACUGGAAGGUGAUGCCAACGCCCGAGCAGGCCUGAUCCCUUCCAGACACUUCCAGGAGAGGCGAUUUGCACUGAGAAGGCCCGUAACCCUUGUUCAUCCACAAAGAAAUUCAAACAGAAGAUUAUACGAGGGGACUGUUAAAAGUGAAGAAAUGGAAGAAGAUGCUGAAAGUGGUCCCCAUGUAAACGGAUUCUACAUAGCUGGUUUACGGAGAAGCUUUCGACUCAGCAGAAAAGACAGAAAAACAAACAAGUCGAUGUACGAGUGCCAGAAGAGCGAGCAUUACGACAUGGCUGAUGUACCGACAUACGAAGAGGUGACCCCGUACCGGAGACAGUCCAGUGACAAGUACAGGCUGGUGGUGCUGGUUGGUCCUGUGGGAGUGGGAUUGAAUGAGCUGAAAAGGAAACUGCUGGUUUCCGAUCCCCAGCAUUACGGAGUGACAGUGCCACACACCACGAGAGCAAAGAGGAGCCAGGAGACUGACGGUGUGGAAUACCACUUCAUCUCCAAGCACCUGUUUGAGACAGAUAUACAAAACAACAAGUUUAUCGAACAUGGUGAAUACAAAGGAAAUUAUUAUGGAACCAGCCUUGACUCUAUUCGCUCAGUAUUGAUGAAGAACAAGGUGUGCUUGUUGGAUGUGCAGUCACAUACGAUAAAACACUUAAGGACAUCAGAAUUUAAACCCUUUGUGAUUUUUGUGAAGCCACCGCCAAUCGAACGAUUGCGAGAAACCAGAAAAAACGGCAAGGUCAUCUCCAGCAAAGACGACAGGGGCUCUGCAAAGUCUUUCACGGAGGAAGAUUUUCAGGAAAUGAUCAGUGCAGCACAGAUGAUGGAGAACCAGCAUGGCCAUCUGUUUGAAAAAGUCAUUGUGAACGAUGAUCUAGUGACAGCCUUUAAUGAGAUGAAGACUGUGUUGAAAAAGCUGGAAGUGGAGACUCACUGGGUCCCAGUGAGCUGGAUGCACUCUUAACAAAAAGGGAUGAACAAACAUUUCACUUUCUCAAAAGCAUGCAACAUUUCACUUUCUCAAAUGCAUGCAACGUUUCACUUACUUCAAGGCAUUAAAAAGCUCAAAAAACAUUCAAACAACACCUUAACUUGUUACUGUCUUAUUUAACCUGAAUUCAGUUACUGACACUAGAUUGUUUUUUUAAAUAUACAGAACUUAUCUUGUCAAGUGGAGUGCUAACCAGUUUAACUGCCAAUCAGCACUGUGCCAGUGUGGUCUUGUUUCUUUGUAUUGUUUUAACAUUAGUUUUAGAAACCAAAGGGAUUCUUUUUCUGCAAUGUCAAAGGUUGUACAUUUUUUGCAUAUAAAGAACAGAUUAAUUAAUGUUAUUUAAACAUGAAAACUUAAUAUAUUAUUUUAAUCAACUGCUUUUUAAAACUACAUAUGCAUAUUUUGCAGCAACCUGGCGCUUUUUUUUUUUGACAAUCACAUUUAGUACGUGGAUUAUAUAGUUGUAUAUUCUAAUGGUAUUUGAAUGAUUAACAGUAAAUGCCCCCUGGUCCAGUGGUGAUAUUUAUCAUCAACAUUAUUAAACACAAUAAAACUGCAGUGGGGAACAGUUCUCAUUACAGUAGGUUUACUAGUUUGAGGGCAGCGGUUUAUAAAUUCACUGCUGUUAAGAUCAUUUUAAAAAUACACUAUUACCGGCAUUUUAAAAAACGUUUUUUUUUUUUUUUUUUUGUAAAUGCGGCAUUUCUAAGAAGUUACAUGCAGAAGGUAAUGAUGCACCCAGUACCUAGUGUAAGAACUCCACCUUGCUUGUAGGGUGUGAGACAGUUUGUCUGGACAAGCUAUCUGGCUUUGGCUACUACUUCGUAGAGGGUUACUGAAACUUGUAUAGUUAGGGUGGAGUUGAAUUUUCUUGCUGUAUUUGUCCAGAUUUACUACUGAAGCAAAUGUUUAAUUGUGACUCCUGAUGCAACAGGGUGUGAUUUUUUUAUUUAAAAUGCAGAACUCAAAUGUUGGUCAUUUGGUGGUGGGCUGGGGGGGGGGGGUAGUAUGCAGUUAGGUAUAUCUGCAACACCUAGAAGUGAAGAAUUUAGUGAAAAACUGAAACGAUGCAACAGGGAAAGUUGCAUCUCUUUGUGUGUGUUUCUAGAAGUGUCUGUUCUAGAUGUUGGCUUUGUACAGUCAUGCUCAGCAUUCCAUGUAUAUAUUUACCUCUCCUUGUGCAGGUCAACACACCAGCAGGUGCACUGUAAUUGUAUUUGAACAGAUGAUGAAUAUUAUUAUACAUUGUGUUUUUAACUGAGUGUUGUAUUAUAAUGUUAGACAGCUAAACUGUUAGUACUUCUUCCGAGCAUAUGGAAAUCCAUCUUGCAUCACUGUUAACAAGGAAUGUUAACCUUAUCUACUGUACAGCCUUUGAGGUUUCAGAUUAAACUUGCUUCCUUUGCUCAUUGUGCAGUUUCUUUUAAACAUGUUACUGGAAUUAAUGAUUUUUUGUGAUUUUGUUGCUUUAACAGUACAGUCCCUUGUUUUGUACUCAGUUUUCUGUAUUUACAAUAAGUCUGGAGAAGCAGAUUAAUUUUUUUUCACAAAGUACAUUAAAUCAUUAACUGUAUAAAUCAAUGUAACCGUGGUUUCCUUUACCUUUCAUAAGGACACUGCUGAGUUGGUGGUGGGAUUUCCAAUGAAAAAAACAAAUACGUUUUUCUCACUGUAUUUUUGUCAUACCUUUUGGGUAAUUUGGGUUUCCACUUGCGCUUUCUCUAUGGCAGCUCCUGAGAAAACCCAGGAGUAAUAUGCAGAUUAUUUAAAUUGAUGCUGGGACUAAGGUGUAUCGGGGAAAAUAUUGCUGUAUUUUUCAGUUCAUAAUAGUUAUUUGUGGCUGCAUUUAUUGGUUUGUUGCAUGAUGUAGAUCAGAGAUUGUUAGUUGUUCUGUUUUAUUGUGUUUUGGCAUGUGCCACCCUGAGAGUCUGAAUAGUGUUAAUCUCUGGGGGAGUGUGCUGGCCGGGACUUUGUGGUGAACAGUGUGAGCAGUGCUUAAAAAUAAAUAAAAAAAAAAAAAAAAAAAACACUGAAUGAAGAGGACUAAACCCCUAGUACUGUAUGCUUAUGUUUCCUGUUUGGUCAAAUAAUCUUGCUAGGGCUACUUCCAGCAGAUCUCAGUAGUUAAUAAAGAAUUGCUUGGUAUGGCCUUUAGUUAUAGUAUAAAGCUGAGCGAGGUUACAUCACAAAAGGGAUCUUCACUGCUGAAGUCUUGUGAACAGAAGGUGCAGCUUUCGCACGUUUCCAUGCAAAAAAAACCCCUAAAACAUCAUUUUUGGUCGGUUUGCGCAGCUUUUUAGUGUGAUCAGGAGAUUUAUCCAUCUUUUUAAAGCCGUACCAACGUGUCGCCCUUCAUAUAGCGUGAGGAAGGUACUUGCUGCAUCACAUUCUCACGACAAUGCAGAAAGAAUCUGGAGUUUUUAAAUUGCAAGGAAACCCUGCCUGCCAUUCACUAUGAUUCAACGUGUAGCCUUCGCAAUAGUUAAAGGAAAUCACCACGGUUACAGAUGUAGGACUAAUUAUGUUAAAGUGAGGUAUCAAUAUUCUGUAUGGGCUACAGAACAAAGACAUCAUUACAGGGUUUUCCAGCACCCAAUUCAUUCUUAUAUGUAUAAGUACUAUAUGUUAUUGGAUUGCCCAGUCUCCAGUUAAUUAGAAUGCCCAUUACCUCAUGUCUGCAGGAUAUGUUACCUUAACCUGCAUAUUUCAAUUAGGAUUGUGAAGCUAGAAGACGUUGCAUACAAGGGUGAUGACAGAGUCCAGAUUCUGCCCAUCACUUUCUUUCUUGGUGUUCUUUCUUAGCCAGAGACUACUGUACUUUAUCUAAAGUAACAUUAGCUAGUCCAAAAAAUAUGCUAAUCUGUGUGCGGUAAGGAUGGCUGAUGGGUGACAUCAGACCAGGAAAUACAGAGACACAGUACUGUGAGUCAAUGCACUGGUGCGCAGAUUUAUUGUAAAACAAAAUGAUUUAACCAAACAAAACAUGUUGUAAAGAAAAGGGCACAUUGGCCAAAACAGAACAGAUAAAGCAAACAAACACUAACCACUGUACAUCCAGGAACUAGAUUUACAAUUGACAUAUAUAUAUAUAUAUACACACACACACACA